CAGAAUUUGGAUUCCAAAACCCUACCUAUCCCUCGCAAGUCGCAACACAGCAGCUUUCGGUCUGCGCCUCCAGCUAUUCUCUUGCACUCUUCCUCUUCUCAAACUUCCGACAGUCGCAGCGGCAGAGAAGAAUCGCCGUCGGCAGGGAUCGCCGGAAGAUUCACAGCCCCGCCUCUCUCUCGUCUCGGGUCUCACCGUCUGGUUUUAGGACUUUGUCGCCUUACUCGCACCAUCGCCGCAGCAAUGGAGGAGGCCGCUGCGAACUCGUCAUCUUCCGUCGCAGCUCCGAUGUGCUGGAGCAAUAUCUUGAAGAGCCAACCGCCGGUGCCGUCACCAAAGCCACAGAACUCUACGAGCGCGACUCAGAUGUUUGUCGAGAGCUGCAAGUCGAGCAAAGGGAUUUCGGUGGCUGUUAUCGAUGCCAAUGCGGUGAUUGAAGGCGGAGAGAGGCUUCAUCACCUGGCCGACAAGUUCGUCACCGUCCCUGAAGUUCUCGAUGAAAUUCGUGACCCUGUUUCCCGCCACCGCCUUGCUUUCAUCCCUUUCACUAUCGAUUCAAUGGAGCCGACCCCUGAGGCACUCAACAAAGUUGUCAAGUUUGCAAAGGCAACUGGUGACUUGCAGACACUGUCAGAUGUUGAUCUUAAACUCAUUGCCCUUACAUACUCCUUGGAGGGGCAGAUACACGGGACUCAACAUCUUAGAGAUGCUCCACCACCUGUCCAUACGGUCAAUGUAAAAAGGUUGCCUGAGAAGGAAUUGCCUGGAUGGGGCUCUAAUGUUCCUAAUUUGAAAGAGUGGGAGGCAAUAGAAAAUGAAUCUGGGGAUGGAACAAACUCGAACUCGAGAAUUCUUCCCUUGAAAGAUGUAGACUUGAACACUAUUGUAAUAGAUGAUGACAAAUCCGAGGCCGACACUGCAACUACUAAAGAAGACGAUGACAAGUAUUCUGAGAAUCAUGAAGAUGUAGAGGAUGGUAGGCCGAAGCAUAGAAGAUACCCAUCCAAGAAAAAAGAGGUAAAAAUUGAAGGGAAGAAAAUGGUUGCAGAUGGUAUUGAUGCAUCUCAAGGACAAGUUGAUGAUGAUGCUGGCGAUUGGCUGCCUGCUGUUAGUAAGAGUACUCAUAGAAAGUAUCUUAGAAGGAAAGCUAAAUGGGAGUACUAUGAGGCUUUAUCUGAGAAAGAGUCUCAGCAAGAUGUGGAGGGACAAUUGGCUGAUAGCAGCAAGACAGAAAGAAGCAACACUGAUCAGCUUCUGAAUCAAGGGUCGGAAGCAGAUGCUGCAAAAGUAGCACCCGAGGAGGAGAAGGUUGGGAACGUGGAUAAUGGAAAUGGAAACCUAACCUCAAUCCUUAAACAAAUGAGGCUGGAUGAAGAUUCAUUGGAGACCCAUCAGGAAGGGGAUGAAGAAAAAAAUGGUUUGAGAGGCAAUGAGUGUACACAUCUCUCAGGAGGUGAAAAUGAUGUUCCAAAUGCAGGAUUUAAUGAGUUGGAGACUUUGAGCGAGACACAUGAAAGCUGUGAUACUCACUGCGAGGAUGGUGAUAGUAGUGAGCAGAGUUGGAUGCUUAGAUCCUUGUCAGAGUCUAGCGUAGCUUGUGUUACUGGUGACUUUGCGAUGCAGAAUGUUCUCCUUCAAAUAGGUUUACGACUUCUGGCUCCUGGAGGGAUGCAAAUUCGGCAGCUUCACAGGUGGAUUCUGAAAUGUCAUGCGUGCUUCACUGUUACUGGUGAAAUCGGAAGGCUCUUCUGUCCCAAAUGUGGAAAUGGUGGCACACUCAGAAAAGUUGCAGUUACGGUUGGUGAGAAUGGGGUAGUUCUAGCUGCACGUCGCCCUCGUAUCACUUUGCGCGGUACAAAGGUAGUUGUCUAUCUAGUUGUCUUGAUUUUCAUUUCCAUCACGAUGUGAGGUAGUAGCAACAACACCGCCCCUUCUAAAUUGAGAAAGGGCACCAUAUUCUGACAUGUGUUACUCAUUUUUCCUAGCCAGCUUUUCCUUACCUUUACCACAAGGUGGAAGGGACGCCAUUACUAAGAACCCAAUUCUGCGUGAAGAUCAAAUCCCACAAAAGUACCUUCGUCCCAAGACGAAGAAGAAAAGUAAUAAUAAGGACGACGACUUCUUUGUUGGUGCAGGCGACAUCUUCAGCCAUGUCGACAAAAGGUCUGCUUACAAGCCACCUGUAGGAAAAGCAUUUACAGCUUAUGGUGGAAGGAGGAACCCUAAUGAUAAUCACUACUCCCGUCAAAAGCACUGAUUUGUGGUCGUGGGAUUUUUGUUUUAUGGCUCCUUGGCGUGUGACUAUUUAUGUCUUCUUGCACAUCUCUUCAUGUUCUGUUGGUGAAUCAAAUCCCAUUUUUGACGGCAUUUAUUUUUUGCUAGUUGAAUGGCUUCUCAGAGCAUUUAACUGCCGUUGGAAUUCUGUUGAAUAGAAGCCCUGAAUGGCCUCUCUUUCGUUGAUCGUGGCUGGACUGCGUAAUCUGGUUUUAUUGCCAUGGCUUUUUGAAGGUAAC
Linum tenue is the source of this 2513-nucleotide messenger RNA. Lineage: Eukaryota; Viridiplantae; Streptophyta; Magnoliopsida; Malpighiales; Linaceae. The record is from the annotation of a GenBank genome assembly.